Camellia sinensis is the source of this 918-nucleotide messenger RNA. Lineage: Eukaryota; Viridiplantae; Streptophyta; Magnoliopsida; Ericales; Theaceae. The record is from RefSeq and is a predicted model, not a curated record.
AUGACCGUUGGUGAGAUGACCUUGACCCUGGAUGAUGUUGGCACUAUUCUUGGCCUUCCCAUUGUAGGCAAAUUAGUCAGCAUACCAGAUGUGACAGAUCAUCAUGGAGUUACAUUACUCGUUUAUGGCUUGGGGAUUACUGAACGUGCAGCACAUGAAAAGGUUUCUUCUGCUGGUGGUAAUUCAGUCAGGCUUGAAUGGUUACGAUGUCAAUUUGCUGGUGUCACAGAUUCAGACCCCGAGGAGGCUAUACAGUGCGCUGCAAGAGCUUAUUUUUUGUUUCUGUUGGGAUGUACACUCUUCAGUGACAAGAGUGGCGGCAAGGUUCCCGUUGUUUACCUCGACUUGUUCAUGGAUUUGGGCUCCAUACAUACUUAUGCCUGGGGUGCUGCUACAUUAGCAUUUUUAUAUAGACAGUUGGGGUUUGCUAGCCGGUCUGGGGUUAAGAAGAUGGGUGGUUAUAUGACUCUUUUGGAGGCGUGGAUUUAUGAGCACUUCCGAGCAUUCCGACCUCAUCAGAACAUGGGCUACAAUGAAGACAUGCCACACGUGUACCAUUGGGCAUCUAGGAGAGAGGCGGGUUCCUCCAUUGACCAUUUGAAAUCUUUUCGAGCCGAGCUUGACAGUUUAGUAGCUACUGAUGUUAUUUGGGAUCCAUACCACAGCUGCAGAGACCGGCAUCCAUGUAACCCGGUUAUGUUCUACCAUGGAUGCUUAAAGUGCUUAGACGUUGUCGAACCAUAUCAUCCAGAUAGAGUUUUGAGGCAGUUUGGCAGGGUUCAAACCAUCCCAGAUGCACCGCUAGCUCCUAGUCGUGGUGCACGAGGCAACAUAUCUGCACGAUAUACCAUCAUGUACAGAUACUUGGAUAGGAUGUGGGAGGCUUGGGAUAAUUGUCGAACCCUAUCAUCCAGAUAG